CCCAAAGACUCCAUUUUUAUAAAUCACUAAUAAUCAUUUGAAUUCAACCACAAAUCUAGCUACUCAGAUCUGCAAACUUGGCGUACACCAAACUGUAUUAUGAACUGGUUUUUACUAACUGCUGUUUUGCUCAAUGCUCAUCUGGCAGCUUCUUCCUCCUUGGCCGCGAAACAGCCGCCGCCUGCAAGACAACUCCCUCCGGCUGCGUAUCUUAAAACAACAUAUUACCAGAAAUCAUGCCCCAAUCUUGAAUCCAUCAUUCAUCGGAGAAUAAGCUAUUGGGUCAAGAGAGAUUACACCCUCGCAGCUGCCAUUAUCCGCCUGCAUUUCCACGACUGCGCCGUCAGGGGCUGCGAUGCAUCUGUCCUGCUGAAUCAUUCCGGCAGCGAGAGGGCAGCCGAGGCCAGCAAGACACUCCGGGGAUUCGAUGUGAUCAACGACAUCAAACGAGCGGUGGAGAAGCAGUGCCCCAGGACUGUCUCCUGCGCGGACAUUCUAACCGCCGCCGCCCGCGACGCCACUCUGUUCGUUGGAGGUCCUUUCUGGGAAGUGCCGUUCGGGAGAAAGGACGGUCGGAUUUCAGGGGCGAAGGAAGCUGAGGCCGUGCCACAGGGCUACGAGAACGUCACGUCAUUGCUCAAUUUCUUCGACAAAUUAGGACUCACAUUCGUCGACAUGGUCGUCCUGUCGGGAGCCCACACAAUUGGCAGAUGCACCUGCCAUGCCAUCAAGCGCAGGCUGUAUAACUUCACCGGAAACGGGAAGCCCGAUCCUUCCAUGAACGUCAAUUACCUGAAGUUGCUGAGGGAUCAGUGCAAAUCGGACAGGAAUUUCGUGAAUUUAGAUGCGACAACUCCUAGGGUUUUCGACGUCGACUAUUACAGGAACCUGUGGAAGAAGAUGGGGCUGCUGUCGACCGAUCAGCAGCUGUUUUCGAAUCCUGGGACCGGCGGCCUGGUCGACGUCCUGGCGCGGCAGCCGGAGUUCUUCCUCAGCCAGUUUGCGGUGUCGAUGGUGAAGUUGGGGAAUGCCAACGUGCUGGUAGGACAAAACCAGGGCGAAGUCAGAUUGAAGUGUGACUAUGUCAACUAUUGAUCGUCCGCCGCCAUUGCCAAUGCUCCUCCAUCUUCGUGGCGACAUGGAAUGACCUUCCAUACUUCGUUUCCAUUUAUUUGUCUGUUUUAUUGCAUUUAUUAAAGCUGUAUUUUAUGGCUAAAGGAUAUACUAUAUUUUUUCGGAUGUAAAUUUGUCAAUAUUUUGUCAAACCCAAACAUUUGACUAC
Molecule: messenger RNA, 1282 nt
Organism: Andrographis paniculata
Lineage: Eukaryota; Viridiplantae; Streptophyta; Magnoliopsida; Lamiales; Acanthaceae
Product: peroxidase 7-like
Exons: 2
Coding region: 100-1095 (331 amino acids)
Biological process (GO): response to oxidative stress; hydrogen peroxide catabolic process
Molecular function (GO): peroxidase activity; heme binding
Source: RefSeq, a predicted model, not a curated record